AUCGCCGAAGGUGGAAGAGUGCGCGAGUGAAGGAGCGGUCAGGAGAGUAAAGUCAGCUGACUGAACCCAUGUUAUUUAAUUGAAGAUGUCGGGAAAAGACAGGCUACCAGUAUUUCCUUCCAGAGGGGCCCAGACGCUAAUGAAGGCAAGGCUUAAAGGGGCCCAGAAAGGUCACAGCCUGCUCAAGAGGAAAGCAGAUGCGUUGCAAAUGAGGUUUAGACUGAUUCUGGGAAAAAUCAUUGAGACAAAGACACUUAUGGGAGAAGUAAUGAAAGAAGCUGCUUUCUCAUUGGCUGAAGCAAAAUUUGCAACUGGUGAUUUUAAUCAGGUUGUCAUACAGAAUGUUACAAAGGCACAGAUAAAGAUUCGAACGAAGAAAGAUAAUGUUGCAGGUGUUACUCUGCCAGUUUUUGAGAGCUAUCAAGAUGGAACAGAUACAUAUGAAUUGGCUGGUUUGGCCCGUGGUGGACAACAGUUGGCAAAAUUGAAGAAAAAUUAUCAAAGUGCUGUUAAAUUGUUAGUUGAACUGGCAUCACUGCAGACAUCAUUUGUUACUCUAGAUGAAGUUAUAAAGAUAACCAACAGGAGAGUAAACGCAAUUGAGCAUGUUAUAAUUCCACGCAUUGAGAAGACUCUGGCAUAUAUCAUCUCUGAGCUGGAUGAGUUGGAGAGAGAAGAAUUCUACAGGCUGAAGAAGAUUCAGGACAAGAAACGGAUUGCUCGUCAGAAGGCUGAACAGAAAGCUGAGAAACUAAAACAAAUGGCACUUGAACAAGGUCUAGACAUGCAUGCACCAAAUAUGUUAGAUGAAGGAGAUGAGGACCUUCUUUUCUAGAUACUGUGACAUUGCUUGUAAGUAUAUCUCUAAGAGAAAAAAUGUGGGGAACUAAUUAACAUGAAUAAAAAUCUGUAAAGUGUUGUAGAAGUGAUAUAAAUAUUAUAAACUCACUCACAGAGGCAAAACUGUACACAGGAGGUGCCAAGGCAUUUGGUAUCAUUUCCUGUUCUGUUGCUUUGAGGUCAUUCUUGUACAUAGCACUAUGUAACUACUCAUACCAUAUAUGCCCCCCCACCCAUUUUAUUGCCACAUGUCACAGUGACUAAGACAUUGGUUUGGAUUGGUAGUUGGGUUUAUUGGAUACAUACAGGUUGUAACUGCAAAUAAUUAAAGCACUAUUGCUCAUUUACACAAUUUACAUUCACCCCACUUUAAUCUUCUCAGUCUACCUGCACUAGUCCUCAUGGGUUUAUAACACAGGAACCCUAACAGUGUUACUGAAUCAUACACUCCAAAUAUUACACAUAAGUAAAGUCUUCUAAUCACAUGUUAAGUCUUCACAGGUCAACUUCUAGUUCAACUAUGAACUUCCCAGUCAUAUCUCCUUGCUUGCUUGUUCACGUACUUCUUUCACUAUUAUCCAUAACUUGUAACUGCUUUACUUAUAUAGCCAAGGAAUGGACAUGCAUCGCAGGAAAAACAUGUCACAUAAUCACUCUCCAGCCAGUCCAUUGCUGUGUUCGACAGAUCUAUAGAAGACACAUCAUGUGAUCACUAUCCACUAUUGUGAUGUCACCACAGACACAAAGAAACGCUGCUUCCUCAUUGUUUGACUGUUUACCAAGAAUCUGUCUUUAUGGGAACUUGUUUACUAACACAUUGCCUAGCAAUGGGUGUACAUGUACCAGUGAGUUUGUUGGAAUAUCAGGACCAUCUCUGUCUAGCUGCAAUUCCAAUUGCAGUCUGGAAUUUAUUCCACAAGCCAGAUUUUU
Messenger RNA from Cryptotermes secundus, 1770 nucleotides. It is a transcript of the gene Vha36-1, whose product is annotated as V-type proton ATPase subunit D 1. The record is from RefSeq and is a predicted model, not a curated record. NCBI's taxonomy places the organism in Eukaryota, Metazoa, Arthropoda, Insecta, Blattodea, Kalotermitidae. Gene Ontology annotation, molecular function: proton-transporting ATPase activity, rotational mechanism. The transcript is spliced from 5 exons. The coding region runs from base 86 to 835 and encodes 249 amino acids. Gene Ontology annotation, cellular component: proton-transporting V-type ATPase complex.